AUGCCGGCCAACGCGAGCGGCAGCCCGGGCGACGAUGCGCUCGUCUGGAUCGACUGCGAGAUGACGGGCCUCGACCCCGACACGGACGAAAUCAUGGAAAUAUACUGCAUCGUCACGACAGGCAACCUCGAAGUCGUCGACGCCGAGGGCUUCCACGCCGUCGUUCACUGGCCGCAGUGGCGCCUCGACCGCAUGGACGCGUGGUGCACCUCGACGCACGCGCGCUCCGGGCUGACGGCGGCGGUGCUGGCCUCGACGACGACGCCGGCGCAGGCGGCCGACGGGCUCUACCGCUACGUGACGGGCCUGGUGCCGGAGCCGCGAAGGGCGCUGCUGGCCGGCAACAGCGUGCACGCCGACCGCGCGUUCCUGCGCCGCGGGCCGUACGCCGCCGUCGUCGACCACCUGCACUACCGCCUGCUCGACGUCAGCGCCAUCAAGGAGGCGGCGCGGCGGUGGAGCCCGCCGGGCCUGCUGGACGCUGCUCCGCGCAAGAGGGGCAGCCACGUGGCGAGGGACGACAUUCUCGAGAGCAUCGCCGAGGCCAGGUUCUACCGCGACGCCAUCUUUCGUCCCUCGUCUGGGUCCCGAGAGGCUCCGGGUAAGGGGAUGUCGGCGUCAUGA
This is a messenger RNA of Hirsutella rhossiliensis, 624 nucleotides long. Its product is annotated as exonuclease domain-containing protein. Lineage: Eukaryota; Fungi; Ascomycota; Sordariomycetes; Hypocreales; Ophiocordycipitaceae. The transcript has 2 exons. Bases 1 to 624 code for a protein of 207 amino acids. Gene Ontology annotation, cellular component: mitochondrion. Gene Ontology annotation, molecular function: nucleic acid binding; 3'-5'-RNA exonuclease activity. The record is from RefSeq and is a predicted model, not a curated record.